ACGUGGAGUGGGACGGAAAGAGGAAGUGGGAGGCUGUGACCUCGCUUUCCGACCCCUUCCCGGGCCCCCACCCCCAGCACACCUCCUCCCCACGCUCCUCCUCUCGGAUUUCACCGCUCAGAGGAAGCCGCCCAGGCCACCACCCACCUGUGCCAGGUGCGGCCCACAGGCCAGGGCCACGCUUUGGGAGAGUGAAAUCAUGGAGUCUUCCUCCAAGACCUUCAUGAGACACCUGCCAGUCACACCAGGCUACAGUGGCUUCGUGCCCUACCUUAGCUGCCAAGAAUCCACCAGCAAGGACAACAUGUCCCACUGCCUGAAAACCUUCCAGGAAAGCACACGGCGAUAUAAACACCAGCUGGAGGAGUUUCGCUGCUCAGUGGCCGCUGCCCGGAAGCUGAAGCCCGUUUGCUCGGAGGAGACGGUCCUGCGGGAGCUGCAUCAGUAUUAUCGGCAGUAUCACCCCCUGAGUUUGGGUACCGGCUCCCGGAAACCUGCCCCCUUCCCCCCUGGGCACAAGUGCAGGGCCCGGCAGGCCCCAGGGGACACAGAAUCCAGCACCCGUGCCAAAUCCCCAGAAUGCAAACACAUAAAGAAACCUCUCCAGGAGCCUCCAAUCCCCGGCUGGGCUGGCUACCUCCCGAGAGCCAGGGUCACGGAAUUAGGCUGUGCCACGAGGUACACUGUGAUGGCCAGAAACUGCUACAGAGACUUCCUGGACCUCGUGGAGCAGGCCAGGAAGGCACCCCUGAAGCCAUAUGAGGAAAUAUACGGAGUCGGGUCCACACAGCCUCCUUUUGCUCCUUCUCCAAAGGUUUUGCAGCACCAAGGGCUACUGCCAAAAUAUUCAGAGUUUUCUAUCCCAGGUGGUAGCUGUCCUGCCCACGGAAGACCCCUGACAGAGGACCCCAGGCCUCCAGUGACGUGUGGCUGUGCCCAGAGAUCAACUAUGUCCUGCAGCGGGAAGAUUUAUCUAGAGCCUCUGCCCUCAGCAAAGUAUGCAGAAGGCUGAGGCAGACAGCCCCUCAAGGAGAGGUGAACUUCAAGGGGGGACUCAAAAGCUCACCAUUCUUACCUGAGAACCAGGCCCUGACCCACACCCAACAGGCACUACGGAACUUUCAAAACCUAAGAAUCCUUUCGACUGCCACCUGCACCCUGUUUGGCAAUAGCAUGCCAUUAAUGAUAAAGGCCUUUUAUUGUGUGGGAAUAAAGAGGAUGCUUCUCA
Molecule: messenger RNA, 1228 nt
Organism: Felis catus (domestic cat)
Lineage: Eukaryota; Metazoa; Chordata; Mammalia; Carnivora; Felidae
Gene: SPMIP5
Product: chromosome D2 C10orf82 homolog
Exons: 6
Coding region: 200-1012 (270 amino acids)
Source: RefSeq, a predicted model, not a curated record